CACACACUGCACACAGAUUCAUAUUAUUAUUACUAUUUUUCUUUUGUCUUUUGCAAAAUUUGGUGAGAAAUUUUGAUACUUGAAGUCAACGGAGAGGAAUCUUGUGUAAUUCUUGCAAGUGAAAUCAAUUCAAACCCUAGAUUUUGUGUUUCAAUUUUGAAUCGGUUCAGUUUUUCUGUUUUGUUUGGUAAAUUGCUGAAUUUUUGGUUUAGGGGUUUGAAUUUUGUGCUUGCGAUCUGUUCUUGGAUAGUUGGUCGGGAGGGGAAAAAUGCCGUCGCACGCGGAUAUAGAUCGGCAGAUAGAGCAGUUGAUGGAGUGCAAGCCGUUGACAGAAUCGGAGGUGAAAACGCUUUGCGAACAAGCUAGGGCUAUACUUGUGGAAGAAUGGAAUGUGCAGCCGGUGAAGUGCCCCGUGACGGUGUGCGGUGAUAUUCAUGGUCAAUUUUACGAUCUGGUCGAGUUGUUUCGGAUUGGUGGAAAUGCUCCUGAUACGAAUUAUCUCUUCAUGGGAGAUUACGUUGAUCGUGGGUAUUAUUCAGUGGAGACUGUCACACUCUUGGUGGCUCUAAAAGUUCGUUAUAGAGAUAGGCUUACAAUUCUUAGAGGGAAUCAUGAGAGUCGGCAGAUUACUCAAGUGUAUGGUUUCUAUGAUGAAUGUUUGAGGAAGUACGGAAAUGCAAAUGUUUGGAAGCAUUUUACUGACCUUUUUGAUUACCUACCUCUUACAGCACUUAUCGAGAGCCAGAUCUUUUGCUUGCAUGGAGGUCUUUCACCAUCAUUGGAUACGCUAGACAAUAUCCGAGCCUUGGACCGCAUACAGGAGGUUCCACAUGAGGGACCUAUGUGCGAUCUAUUGUGGUCUGAUCCGGAUGACAGAUGUGGAUGGGGGAUUUCUCCACGUGGAGCUGGCUAUACUUUUGGACAAGAUAUAGCUUCUCAGUUUAAUCAUACUAAUGGACUCAGUCUGAUCUCAAGAGCACACCAGCUCGUCAUGGAAGGUUUCAACUGGUGCCAGGAAAAGAAUGUGGUGACGGUAUUUAGUGCUCCAAACUACUGUUAUCGGUGUGGGAACAUGGCUGCUAUUCUGGAAAUCGGCGAAAACAUGGAACAGAACUUUCUUCAAUUCGAUCCGGCCCCAAGACAGAUUGAGCCAGACACUACUCGAAAGACACCUGAUUACUUUUUAUAAUCAAAUCGAUCUCGAUACUUACGCCCAAAUGGGUGGGUUGUUUGUAAACCCCCUCUCUUGUAGAUGUUUAUCUUAAGAAAAGAGAGGAGUUUUGUUGUUUAUUGUCAACAUCAUUCUUUGUUGACAAAACCAAACUCGCAUUUUCUUCUUUUUUGUCAUCUUUUGUGCAUAUGUUCUUCAGAGAAGGAAAAGGCAGACAGUAAUAUUGUGGUGCACUAUUUUUGCAAAUUUUUAUGUUAGAAAAAAAAAAACUAAACAAGACUUUUCAUGAA
This is a messenger RNA of Cynara cardunculus var. scolymus (artichoke), 1461 nucleotides long. RefSeq names its product serine/threonine-protein phosphatase PP2A-2 catalytic subunit. Gene Ontology annotation, biological process: peptidyl-serine dephosphorylation; mitotic cell cycle. The transcript has 6 exons. Lineage: Eukaryota; Viridiplantae; Streptophyta; Magnoliopsida; Asterales; Asteraceae. The record is from RefSeq and is a predicted model, not a curated record. Gene Ontology annotation, cellular component: cytosol. The coding region runs from base 269 to 1189 and encodes 306 amino acids. Gene Ontology annotation, molecular function: protein serine/threonine phosphatase activity.